This is a messenger RNA of Punica granatum (pomegranate), 2364 nucleotides long. NCBI's taxonomy places the organism in Eukaryota, Viridiplantae, Streptophyta, Magnoliopsida, Myrtales, Lythraceae. The record is from RefSeq and is a predicted model, not a curated record.
UCUUUCUUUCCUCGAGUCCUGUCCCUACUCUCAUUUCACGUGACCCCAUCCCAUCCCAUCCCAUCCCAAUCCCAAUCCCAUCUCUCUCUCUCUCUCUCUCUCUCUCUGCGACUCCGUGCAGUUCACUCUCACCUCGAGUUCCACCCUCGACGAAGAAGAAGAAGAAGAAGAAGACGACCGACCCCAUCCUCAGAUCUCUUUGAAUGCCUUCAUCUUCUCUCCCUCUCUUCAGCUCCUCCACCCACAUUCCUCCUCCAUGGCCCCACCACCCCACUCUCCUUUCUCUGCUGCCAUUCUCAUCCUCCAUUUCCUCCUCCCCGCCGCCGCUGCCUGCUCCUUGAAGGCCGUUCCCGCCGUCUGCCCGCCCUUCUCCUCCUCCCCGCCGCCCUACCCCUUCUCCGCCUCCCCGGGUUGCGGCCACCCCUCCUUCCAGAUCAACUGUUCCACCCCUCACUCCACCAUCUCCAUCAACCACCUCUCCUUCUCCCUCCUCCACUUCGACCCCAACUCCUCCUCCCUCCUCCUCUCUCCCUCCCACUCCUUCUCACACUCCAACUGCUCCUCCUCCUCUCGGUUCUCCUCCAUUCCGAGCCGCUCCAUCUCCCUCUCCGGCUCCCCCUUCCGCCCCUCCGAUGCUCUCUGCUCCCGCCUCAACAACCUCCGCCCCUGCGGCAGCCCCAAUUCACUCAACGGCAGCUGCUGCCCCUGGGAGUGCAAGCUCAUCCACAGCCCCGCCCUGCUUCUCCAGGAGUGCGGCCCCACCCCCAGCCCCGCCACCUACCAGGGCUGCCAAGGCGAUGUGCUUGAUUUCCUCAAGAAGUUACUCGAAAUGGGGAUCGAAGUGGAGUGGGAUUCAUCGGAUGGCGCCUACUUCGGUAGCUGCAGAGCUUGUCAGUCCAGCAAAGGCGUCUGCGGCUACAAUUCGUCGGACCCGAAGAAGCAAUUCCUCUGCUUCAACUUCCAGUCCCGAGUCUCGCCCCCGUGGAUGCACCGACAGGACCCGAGCCACAUCGCAAUGCUGGGACUGAUCUUCGUCAUCACAUGUCUGCUUCUGCUCGUCUCUGUUGUUGUAAUGAUUUUCCGGUCGAGACGCUUCAACUCCUCGCGGCCCGAUGAGGACCCGACCUCAAUCUUCCUUCGCCGCCACCGCUCCCUCAGCCUCCUCCCACCUGUCUUCACCUAUGAGGAGCUUGAGUUGUCCACGGGGCAUUUCGACCAGAGCCGCAAGAUCGGGGAUGGCGGGUUUGGGUCAGUCUAUCUGGGGCGGCUCCCCGACGGACGGGCUGUGGCAGUGAAGCACCUCCACCGGCAGCGCCCCACUGCCGCCGCAGCUGCUGCUCGGGCCUUCUCUGCCAAGUCGUUUUGCAAUGAGAUCUUAAUCCUCUCGUCGAUUGACCACCCGAAUCUGGUCAAGCUUCACGGGUACUGCAGCGACCCGAGAGGACUCCUACUAGUCUAUGACUAUGUCCCCAACGGGACUCUGGCGGACCACCUACAUGGUCGCCUCCGGCACCGGAGACAGCUUCUAACGUGGCAGGUGAGGCUCGACAUGGCAGUGCAGAUUGGGCUCGCAAUUGAGUACCUUCACUUCUCAGUGAGCCCGCCAAUCGCGCAUCGAGACAUCACGUCCUCUAACAUAUUCGUUGAGGGGGACAUGAGGAUUAAGGUCGGGGACUUUGGGUUGUCGAGGCUGCUGGAGAUCCCCGACGAGAUGAAUUCAUCCUCAUCGUGUGGGUCCGUAUGGACUGGGCCGCAGGGCACACCGGGUUACCUAGACCCGGACUACCACCACUCAUUUUUGCUCACCGAGAAGAGUGAUGUCUAUAGCUUCGGGGUUGUCCUGCUUGAGCUCGUCUCAGGGCUGAGGGCAGUGGACCAGAGCCGGGACAAGAGGGAGUUUGCACUGGCUGAUUUUGCGGUCUCGAAGAUCCAGAUGGGGAUGCUCCACCAAAUGGUGGACCCAAUGAUCGCCCUUGACGGGGCGUUGAGUGAAGGGGUACACGCAAUGGCUGAACUGGCCUUCCGGUGCGUGGCGGCCGAAAAGGAUGACCGUCCCGACUCAAGGGAGGUCGCAGAAGAGCUGAAGCGGAUCAGGAACAAGAGCCGUUAGAUCAUUGGGGUCCAAGAAGCCGAAGGCCGGCUGACAAAUCUCGGGCGGUAGAAUUCCGCACGCUGAAAGACGGACAACUCCGGUCUCAUAAAGGAGGAAUUGGCCAUGGGGCUGGUUAUAUCGAGACCCUUCAUACAUACAACCAAUGGCGUACGGUACGCAAAGCCCUGUACGAUUCUUGAAUCAUGUCAAGCAGAGCGAGAUGAGAUCUUUAUCAAAUGAGAAUGAUUCUAUGCUGCAAUUGAUUUUCCGUC